Talpa occidentalis (Iberian mole) is the source of this 3718-nucleotide messenger RNA. It is a transcript of the gene PHF13, whose product is annotated as PHD finger protein 13. The record is from RefSeq and is a predicted model, not a curated record. Lineage: Eukaryota; Metazoa; Chordata; Mammalia; Eulipotyphla; Talpidae. Gene Ontology annotation, biological process: mitotic chromosome condensation. The coding region runs from base 34 to 927 and encodes 297 amino acids. The transcript has 4 exons. Gene Ontology annotation, molecular function: chromatin binding.
CCCGCGGCGCCGCCCCCCGCCCCCCGCCCGAACAUGGACUCCGGCUCCUGCGCCGCCGCCUUCCACCCGGAGGAGUACUCCCCCAGCUGCAAGAGGCGCCGCACGGUGGAGGAUUUCAACAAGUUCUGCACCUUCGUCUUGGCUUACGCGGGCUACAUCCCCUACCCGAAGGAGGAGCUCCCCUUGAGGAGCAGCCCCAGCCCCGCCAACAGCACCGCCGGGACGGUCGACAGCGAUGGCUGGGAGGCCGGCUUCCCGGACAUCCCCUCCGCGGUGCCCCUGCCCGUCUCCGACCGCUGCUUCGGCCACCUGCAGCCCGGCCUGCUGCCGCGGCCCAAGCCCAGCAACUUCCUGCUGGACAGAAAGACCGACAAGCUGAAGAAGAAGAAGAAGAGGAAGCGGAGGGACAGCGAGGGGAAGGAGGGGUACAUGGGGAGUCUGCUCAAGCUGGAAGCUGCCGAUCCUUACGUGCAGACCCCCACGAGUCCCCCGCUGCAGGGUCUCCCCCAGGCCCCGGGCGACCCCUGCUCCGGCUGGGACUCCGACACUCCUUCCAGCGGCUCUUGCGCCACCGUGUCACCCGAUCAGGUCACAGAGAUAAAGACUGAAGGCAAACGGACUAUCGUCCGGCAGGGGAAGCAGGUGGUGUUCCGGGACGAGGACAGCACCGGCAACGACGAGGACAUCAUGGUGGACUCAGAUGACGACUCUUGGGACCUCGUGACCUGCUUCUGCAUGAAGCCGUUCGCCGGCCGCCCCAUGAUCGAGUGCAACGAGUGCCACACCUGGAUUCACCUGUCCUGCGCCAAGAUCCGGAAGUCCAACGUGCCGGAAGUGUUCGUCUGCCAGAAGUGCCGGGACUCCAAGUUCGACAUCCGCCGCUCUAACCGGUCCCGGAUGGGCUCCCGGAAGCUGUUUCUGGACUGACAGCUGGCGCUCGAGGUGUCGGGAGGGACCCGGUGUUCCUCGGCCCCUCCGAGUCGAGCACAGAACCCCCCGCCGCGGUGCAGGCAGACCCCGCCAUUCAGGUGCCUAAGCCAAGGACCGGCCGUCCGCGUCGGAACUGUACAUAGCAGUGACUGAAUAAAGUCUCCGUUGGCCACAGCCGCUGCCGGCGCCGUUCUCUGCAGCGGAGGCGCCCCGCCGCGGUGGGUCAGUUCCCCCGGAAGCGGGGUAGGUGGCACCGUGAAUUCUUGCUCCACUGGCCGGGGGGGGGAGGCCGGGCCGCUGUGACACCGGCCUCCGCGGUGUAGGGGGGAGAGGGUCCGUGUCCCCGGCGCGUCGGAACAGCCCCCGCGCGCGCGUCCCCGAGUGUAAGUCUCCUGCAGUAAGUGUCUGCACAGCCGGUUCCAGCUGCCCCCUCUGGGCCGCCCGCUUCCCGCCUCCUGGGGGCGCCCUGCUGGGGUCCUCACGUCUCCCCCUGAGCGGGGCGCCCCGGGGCGGCGGCUUGGCCAGUUCGCCCUGGGUUUCCCUCCGUUUGUUCAAAGGGACAGGAUGUGGCCGCUCCUCUUGGAACGGGGGUCGCGGAGCCCUGUGCUCAUAACUGUUUCCUGUUUUGCACGAUGUAAAAACCUGUCUUUUUGCACGAUAAUAGCCAAAAGUGUGGGCAGGUCUCUGCCUGGGUGCCCUUCCUCUCCGGCUGGUGUAAGAGCCCUGCUGGGCCCGGGCAAGCAAGGUGGCAGCUGCGGUCUCUUCCUCUCGUGCCGCUGCCCAGGAGCAGGCGAGGCCGCGCGGGCUCGGGCGUGAGUUCCUCUCCGUCGGGCUGAACAUCGAAGGUCUCUCUGCGGAUUCUUGCUCCCCCAGUCCCCAUUCAGGCUGGCCUGCUGGUUCCACGGGGCACGGGUACGACUGGCAGGAAGGCUGUGUCUGGUUUGAGCCGGCGAGGGGGCGGUCAGGUAACAUUGGCCCGGAACUGUGCAGAGUUCUUCAGAGCCCGAGUCUGACCCUGACCCGGGUGGCCCCCGGCAGCCCCGCCCGGAGAAGCCCCCGCAGGGCUCUGCCAGGCCGGUAUGCCCUGGACACGGGUGGUUCUGGGGUUGGCGGGAGACCAGGGCUUUGUGCUGCUUCAAGGUCGCCAUCGCUCUUCCCCAGUUCAGAUACUUGUUCUCAAAAUUGUUUUCUGUCGGGUGAGUGGCGGCGUGUGUUUUCCGGGAGCGUUGUUCUUACAGAGCAUGGCGAGGGAAGAAUGCCAGGCUGGACCCCCGCUCUCCCUGGGGGGCUGCACCCGCCAUGUCCCGGCCGGGCCCUGGGGGUUUUGAGGGGUUUGAGGGGCCAGAGGCCAAGUUUGUCUAGUGUCUUUCAUGCUUGACCAGCCAACUACCUUUUUUUCCCCUCCAAUUUUAUUUUUGAUUCUGUUGCUAAUAUUAACACAAAAAUAGAAAUAGUUUCUGAAACCUCGUUUAUGAUGAAGAUCCCCAAGGGAGAAACUGCCGUGGAGGAGAACGGGGAGAAGCUGGCUGAGGAACCACCUUCCCCCCGGACCACAGCCGGCUCUGACCAGGGCGAACAGCCAGGAAGAGUAGGGAGGAAUUUGCCAAAGAUUUGCCCCUUGCCAUGGCCUGUCCAGUGUCUUCAACAUGAGAAUAGCCAAAGUUCCAAAGGGUUUUUACUUUUUUUUUUUUCUUCUAAACGCUCAAGGUUUUAAAAGUGUGUUCAAGGUGCGUGAUUUUAGUGCGGAGCCGCCAGCCCGGCGAUGGCUGUGUCUUGGGGGGCCCGCCGCCUGGCGAUGCCUCUGGAAGGCUUCCAUGUUCAUCUCGGUUUCUGUUCUUCCCUUUCCUUUUUGUUCUUCUAACACAUCUACCCUGUGGGUGGUGUCCUGAAGUCAGGACACCUUGGUUUUGUUAAGAUUGAGCUGGGCGGCUGCGAUCAGCUCCCUUCCCCAUAGUAGGCUGACCCUUGGCCCAUUCAGGGGCUCCCGGUGGGUGACUAAUGAAGUGAGGGGAGGGAGAGCUGUUGUGUCACCCCCUUUGCAAGCCCCUCCCAUUGGCUUUGGCCAGGCCAGACACUUAACACCGUUUACAUGGUUCUGUGUAAUUACAAAGUUUAUGUGUAUAAAGCGAAGCUGUUUCUGUGAAACUGUAUAUUUUGUAAAUAAAUAUAUUGCUACUUUGAGGUUCUUGUCUAGCUUGGGUGCUUGUACUCUGUGCUGAAGGACAGUUGGACGGUUCUCCUGUCACCUCCCCAGACCGUGAUCAGAUGAGCAAGUGACGUGAGAGCUUGAAGUUUAGCAGGGUGAAAAAUGCCCGCAGCCCUUAAUCAAGUUUUCUAGUAAGUUCUCCAGAAACCACAGUCUGAAUAGGCGUGAAUGGCUUUCACAGUCCUUCAGCGGUGGUGGAUCAGCUUAAACCCCAUGUUUAACCUGUUUUGGAACAGCUGCAGCCUGAGGUUCUGCAAACCCAGAACUGAAUUUCUCUGGGGUGCUCUUGCUGCCCCCUUACACUGCCAGGGUCCCCCGAGUCUGAGCCUGGUGUCUGCCUAGCUCUGAUUAGUGACCAAAUAGUGGUCACCCAGGGCCGCCUCCCGCCAGAACCUGUGUAGCCUCUGGAGUCUGAAGCCACUGGCUGAAUGGGGCCUUGAGCCUCCUCGGGUUUCCAGUUGUCCAAAGCCAAGCCCUCCGGUGUGAAUCUUGGGGUCUCCCGAGCAAGGGAGUAGGGUGAGCAGCUUUCAGCGAACUGGGGUGAAACUGGCACUGGAGGCCCGGAUUAGAGCUUGGGGUCCG